Molecule: messenger RNA, 1172 nt
Organism: Astyanax mexicanus (Mexican tetra)
Lineage: Eukaryota; Metazoa; Chordata; Actinopteri; Characiformes; Acestrorhamphidae
Product: trace amine-associated receptor 1-like
Exons: 1
Coding region: 2-1027 (341 amino acids)
Biological process (GO): adenylate cyclase-activating adrenergic receptor signaling pathway
Cellular component (GO): membrane
Molecular function (GO): trace-amine receptor activity
Source: RefSeq, a predicted model, not a curated record
AAUGAACUCAAUCCACAAUGAGAAAGUGGAGAUCACUGACUUUUGCUAUGAAUAUUUAAAUGGAUCUUGUCCAAAAUUUGUCUAUCCUCUUGUUUUGAAGGUGCCGCUUUAUUUGUUCUUUGGUUCAGUGGUGAUUUUAACAGUAUUUGGUAAUCUGUUUGUCAUUAUAACUGUUGUUCAUUUUAAGCAGCUUCACAUGCCAACUAACUUCCUCGUUCUGUCUCUGGCUGUAACUGAUCUGCUGCUGGGGGCACUUUAUAUGCCACUGUUUAUGGUACAGUUUGUAGAGACUUGCUGGUAUUUAGGGACUGUAUUCUGUAAAAUACACAACAGUGUUGUGAUCAUGUUGGCCACUGCUUCUAUUAUAAAUCUGUCUUUUAUUUCCAUUGACAGAUACUAUGCUGUGUGUCAUCCCCUGCUGUAUCACAGUAAAAUCACUUCCUCUGUCUCAUUAAUUAUGAUUAUCAUCUGCUGGACUUUUUCAGGAGCAAUUGGGUUUAUGAUAAUAUUUCUAGAGCUGAAUAUUCUGGGUAUUGAAGAGUUUUAUUAUGAGAAUGUUGCAUGUGAGGGAGGUUGUGUGUUGUUUCAAAGUGCAGCAUCGAGCACUGCUUCCUCUGCCUUUUCCUUCUACAUCCCAGGCGUUGUGAUGCUCAGUAUUUAUAUGAAGAUUUUCUGUGUUGCAAAAAAGCAAGCAAAGUCUAUUCAGGACUCAAAAUGUAAAACCAAUAUAAAAUCAGUGUUGAGCAAAGAAGAGAAAAAAGCCACUAAAACUCUGGCUGUGGUUUUAGGUGUAUUUCUGUCACUUUGGACUCCAUUUUUUAUCUGCAAUGUCUUGAGUCCUUUCAUAGGUUAUACAAUUCCUGGAGUUUUAAUGGAUAUGUUAGCUUGGACUGGAUUUAUGAACUCGACUUUUAACCCUAUUGUUUAUGCUUUCUUCUACAAGUGGUUUAGAAAAGCAUUCAGGAUGAUUAUAUCAGGUCAAAUAUUUCAGCCAGGGUCUUCAAGAACAAACUUGUUUUCACACUGAAAAAACAGGACCCACAACUCAUAGCAAAACCUGUCUGAAAUUAAACUAAGCUUUGCACUUACAUACAUUGCAUAAUAUUACAUUUAUGUUAAAUUUUAUGGAUUCAAGUAUUUUAGCUUUCUUUGACACAUUUAGUUGAGAAAAA